Messenger RNA from Paramecium tetraurelia, 705 nucleotides. RefSeq lists its product as uncharacterized. Lineage: Eukaryota; Ciliophora; Oligohymenophorea; Peniculida; Parameciidae. The transcript is spliced from 2 exons. The record is from RefSeq and is a predicted model, not a curated record.
AUGCUUAAGAGAUCAGAUAUUGAAAAUAAAUAAGUUGGUGAUAAUUAGAAUAAGAAAGACAAGGAGAAUUAUUUAAAGGAAUGGGAAGAAAGUCUUAAAAGGAAGGAACAUUUACUGGAAUCUAAACAUCAGGAAUUAAAAAUCUAUUCUAAAAAUCUUCAAAUAUAAACUGAGGGACUCUUAAAGGAUAAAUUAAAUUUGGGAGAGAAGAUUGAAAAAUAUAAUAGAUUGUUGGAAUAAAUUAUUGAUCAAUAGAUAUCCGAUUAACAAUUGCCAAAAUCUAAUUCUUAGACAUCUUAAACUUAUAGAAAACCACGCAAAAACGGAAUUAAUGAAUGUAAAGAAAGAGUAGGAAAUUUAUUGAAGACCAUAAGAUUAGCAACCAAGCCUUGCCUAAAAACAUAAUAGGGUUCUUACUUUAGCAACAGGACUGAAUUCGAAGAAAUUCUCUUUAGUAAAAGGAAUAAUCAUUCUUCUUCAUUAACAGGGAUAAUUAAUUUAAGCAAUAAAGAAGAAUUAAUAUCAAAAUAAUAACAAGAAUAACAACGCAAUAGUAAAGACACUAAGGAAAGGUUCAGCCAAUAGUAUGCAACAUAAGAUGAGUUAAUCAAUCAUUAAAAAUCGUUAUAAUAAUUAGAAGAAAAUUAAAAGUAUUUUUAUUCUAAAGUAUAUGAGGAGUUAAAUAAAUUAAAACAAAAUUAAUGA